Colletotrichum scovillei is the source of this 2717-nucleotide messenger RNA. Its product is annotated as ATPase. Bases 140 to 2545 code for a protein of 801 amino acids. The record is from RefSeq and is a predicted model, not a curated record. The transcript is spliced from 4 exons. Gene Ontology annotation, molecular function: ATP binding; ATP hydrolysis activity. Lineage: Eukaryota; Fungi; Ascomycota; Sordariomycetes; Glomerellales; Glomerellaceae.
UGGGCGUUAAAAAGGAUCGUCUCAUCCACAUGGAAUUCACGCCUGUUUUCUCUCGCGUCAUCCAGCCUGUCUUUCUUUUAUCUUAGCCUACUUUUUGCUGUGUACUAUCAAGAUUUUUACCUGACGUAAAUUGCCUAUCAUGGGUGGCCAAGCAGACAACACCAUUGACGAUGAUGCCGGCUCGACAGUGAGCUUCGAGGAAGUUGACUACCGGCGCACCACCAAGCAAAGCCAGGCCCUCGUAGCCAGAGGAAGCCUGGAAAGGGAGACACCGUCAGACAUUCUAUACGUUCUGCAAUACUUGGGCAUCGGUGGCAAAGUCAUCGACAGUCGUGAGAGCAGUAAUCCAUUCAAGGAGAUCCCCGACUAUGGGAAGAAGGAUGGCGAGACCACUCAGCGGACUGUCAAUUCCGUGCUCGAGAUCGUGACAAAAGUCAACACCAGCGCCAAGAUCAGACGCGUGCGUCGUCAUCGGUCUCCGCAUAUUACCUAUCCCGACGAUGAUUACACGUCGGCGUCUUCGGACAGCGAGGAUGAUGAGCGCGCUAAGGCUGGAAAGAUCGAACGCACGCAGAUGAUCAUCCACUCGCCACAUCUCAUCAACGCAUUGAGGGCGGUCGUAGCAUACUACCCCCACGUCAAUCUUCUAGGAGACACGGUGACCAUCGAUGCUCCUUACCGAGUUAUCGUGCACCACCUCGACGCCCUCAGGCAGUACAGAUUCCAUCAGCCUGCCAGCCACUCCACCGAGUACGCUCGUCUGACGGCGAACCACAUUGAUGUUCUUUUGAGUUUCAUCGAUCAGGCUGUCGGGGAGUCUAUCCGGACUGAACAAGAACGACAUAGUCGCAAUGUCCCAGUCGCGACGUUCCAGAACUAUUGGAUGGCUCUGAAGCCAGGUGAGGUUAUCUAUGUCAACCACGACGACCUCUGGGAGCCCCACGUCAUCAGCAGCACUUUCCAGGACGUCACUUUGAGUGGUCGUAACCGCCACUUGCAGGUAAUUGCUUGGGUCCUCGAAAUGGGCCACAACCGAAUGAAUCGAAAGAUGUCCCAGUUCACCAUCCCUUCGUGGACCGGCGAGCAGAUCAUCCCUUCUCUGAAGAUCAUCCCAGCUCGCUUCUUCCAGGAUGACCCGCAAGCAAUGCUCCGGAAGCAGCUCAGGCUCGGGAAGCUGUACUGGGAGCUUCUCCAACGCCCAACCUAUAUGGAGUACGACGGAAUGCUUGUGCAGGCUCAACCUGGAUCUCACUCGGGCCCAAUCUUCAGUCGUGGCCCGUCGGGCUAUAUGACUGGCCGAGUGAUUUGCGAUGCUGAGGGCUUCGGUCGUUUCAACUUCCGUGCACCAGAGAACCGGAACGGCCCACCGGGCCCGCCACGUGGGGUAGUGCCCCCCGGCAUGAUGCCUGUACAGCAUCAUGGACCGCCGCCUGCUCAAGACCAUCUCCCGCAUUUCCUUCCACGUUGCGGCUGCAAGGAAUGUACCAAGGAGACCGAUCGCACCGACUUGUCACCGUUCGCGGGCUUUGACGACAUCAACCCCCUGACAUCGCCAGCCCCUACUUCCGAUGUUUUCUACAUUGCCUGCACCAACAUCAUUCCGGCCUUCCUUCUCGGCGAUCGCCGUUGGGGCCACUUGAACCUCGACCACGUGAAGCCCGUCAUCACGGACCGUGAGGCAUUCAAGUAUCUCGUCCUGGACGACGAGAUCAAGAUGACAGUCAAGGCCCUCAUCGGCAAGUUCGCGGCAGCAGAGUCCGGAAAAGUCUCACCGUGGGCCAACGACUUUAUCAAGAACAAGGGCGAAGGCCGCAUCUUCCUCCUCCACGGCGCCCCGGGCGUCGGCAAGACCUGCACCGCCGAGUGCGUCGCAGAGCUGACCAACCGACCCCUCAUCUCCCUGACCUCGGGCGACCUCAGCGUCAACUCGCACAGCGUGGAGCACAACCUCUCCUACUUCCUCGAGCUGGGCCAGCGCUUCGGCGCCCUCGUCCUCCUCGACGAGGCGGACGUCUACCUCGAGCGCCGCCGCGCAAAAGAUAUUGCCCGCAACGGCCUCGUCUCGGUGUUCCUCCGCGCGCUCGAGUACUACCGCGGUGUGCUCUUCCUGACCACGAACCGCGUCCAGGCGUUCGACACGGCCUUUACCUCGCGCAUCCACGUCGCGCUGCACUACAAGAAUCUAACGGAUGUCGACCGCGAGCGCAUCUGGGCCAACAACUUCGAGCGCCUCGACAGGGACUCGCACGGCCGCGUGCGUGUUGCCAUCGCCGCGCGCGAGUACGCCUACGACUCGCGCGAUGUACGCGCUCUACGCUGGAACGGCCGUGAAAUCCGCAACGCGCUACAGACUGCGCUUGCGCUUGCCGAGAGUGAUGCUGCGGAGGAGGACACCGACCGUAUCUGCGUUACGGACAAGCACCUGCGGGCUGUGGUUAAGAUGAGCCGCGGCUUCAGGGACUACCUUCGUAGUGGAAGUGUGUAUGACGGGGAGAGCGAGGUCGGUGAGAGUGAGGGUGAGGAAGGUGACAUCUAUUCUGACUGAGCUUCCGUGUUUCGGUGUUUCUUGAUGAGACUGGGCUUUGAAGUAUUCGUUCUGGUGGCCUUUUGACUUGCAGACUGGUUAUUCACGAGGACUAUGAUAAGAUUGACAUAAUGAACGCUGAAUGUUGGAUAGUUAGAACAACUUGAUGAGUUAACUAAGAAAUUGACAAAGA